This is a messenger RNA of Rattus norvegicus (Norway rat), 7388 nucleotides long. RefSeq names its product testin gene (gene Testin). Gene Ontology annotation, molecular function: cysteine-type peptidase activity. Gene Ontology annotation, biological process: proteolysis. The record is from RefSeq and is a predicted model, not a curated record. NCBI's taxonomy places the organism in Eukaryota, Metazoa, Chordata, Mammalia, Rodentia, Muridae. Gene Ontology annotation, cellular component: extracellular region.
ACUGAAGAUAAAGUAAAGAAACUGGAUCACUCUAGCAGAGACUAUGACCUUUUUUAAACACAUGGAAGGAGAAUACAGGAACUGUGAAUCGCGGCGGUGAGAGCAAAUCUUUUGUUAGGGAAAUAAAAGAAGUGAAAUCCAGGUCAAAGACAUAGAGCAGAUGUCUAGAGAAAGAGACUGAGGAAUAUAGAAGACAGAGGGACUUUUCAUGCUCUCCAGUUUUUAGUGUUUAUAUUCUGGAAACGACAAUUCUGCAAAAAGCAGUUUAAAGCAUUCAAUUCCAUCACAAUCCAGAUCCCAACAAAACUUUCAGAGCAUCGUAUAGGUCAGAAGUUCAGUGUCUAUUUUUCUUUAAACAAGAUCGAGUUGGUUAUUGCUGAUGCUGAAAUUUAGGCUACAAGUUCCCACUUUCACAUCCCUCUUGGUCUGUUGUUUUGGAUUCAAUCCUUUCACUCCAUUCUGUUUUCUGGCCAGGCCCAGUAUCCCUGAGCUCAGCUGAGCUGUGGGUGAAACCUGAAAUGCUGGAGUAGAAUAUAGUGUCUCAGUGCACUCCAAGACAUGUUAAGCAAAACCACUCUUUCUAAUAUGAAAACAAGAGUUGGGCUAAAAUUCAACACAAAGUCGCCUGAAAACUGUUUCUUCUUGAGCCAUUCAAUAAAUAUAAUGUCAGAACUUUAUGUCUGGUUUGCUACCUCCCCUGACAAGACCACCCUGCUAAUGGUGAUUAGCAGUGUCUGUGGAAGCCCACAGCCUCACCCUAAGGGCAGCAUGGACUAAGAUCAGUACAUGCCUAGAGUUCCAGGGCCUGGAAUCCCAGCCUACUCAUGAACACCGGGAAGCACAAGAAGAGGAUUAGGGGCUGGGGCUUCCCCCAGAAACUAGGGAUUUAGUGUCUGACGACUAUGUAAUAAAGACAUCCUGGGACUUCAAAGACCUCUGAAAACCUAGGUCUGUGGAGCUCGCCCGAGGAGCAGUCCACAUCACAGGUGAGACCACUAAGCCCAUGAAGGGAGAUUAAAAAUUCGCGCCAGAGGAAGACACUGGAAAGACCCCUAGGCAGAUUCCCUCCAGAAUGGCAUGUCUCCGACAUCCACAGCCCUGAUGGAUUGGAGCAAGGGUAAGAGUUAAAGGAGGUUAAAAGAUAAUUGAACCCCUCGGGGACCCAGUUCUGUGUCGGGACCCAGUGAGAAAAAGUCUGGGCGCGUCCACGGAGACAUUCUGGGUAUCUCGUCAGUACUAUGUCCUUCAGUUCCUGUGCCAAAUGGUAUCAUUGCAUAUAUUAUCAAUAAACAUGCUCUGGUCUCAUCUAGCAUGUCCAGAGGGGAAUUACCUGUGCUAUCGCCCUGGUGUGGCCUUAACUCGAGUGUUGAGAACUUGGUCGUGAGAGUAGCCUGUUCUUACGCCUCAUAGACACUGGUGUUUUGGGUUUCCAAUGCCUUGCCCAUGUGACUCUGCUUUGUAUUUUAGAAUCGGGUGGUAGUUUGGAGAAACAGCUUCAAACGUGGGACAGAAAAGUGUGGGACUAUUAGAUGCAGUCCUUUCCGGGUUCUGUAGAAGGACAUCUGAGUCAAAGUUCAUUCCAGAAUAGAAGCUCCAGGACACAGACCAUUUCCUGCCACGUGUUAUGCAGGAAGAGCGCACCAAACAGGCCAAAUCUUUGGACACUCUUUUUCGGAACUUAGGAUCAGACAUUAAACUAGAAAAAUGUUUGUGUGGGUGACCUCACUGGUAUUUGUUUUAUCUUAAGCUAACUAUAUCCUAAAUUAUUAGUUGAAGCUUUAAUCUUCUGAGCCACAAUUAGGCCUCUAUUUGAUGGCCUAAUUUCACUGUGCUCUCACACUGAACACAGACGGAAGGAAAAAGAGCAAAAUAAAGACAACAAGCUCCAGCGUGUGGUUUGAUACUGCAGGAACAGUUUUCUGAAUGCUGAAAGAGACAAAGUUGAUUAGCUAUUUAGGGAAACAGGAAGGGCUUAAGGCUGUGUCUGUAGAACACAGGUAUUUAAUCUGAAAAAGCCCCUUUUGAAGAGAGUGUGUGAAUCCUCAACUGAAAUAUCUUUCUAGUUGGUGAGUAUUGUUUCUUACUUUGAGUGUAUUCUGGAAAAUUAUUUAAUUGUAGACAAGCUUUAUCUAUCUAUAUCUAUCUGUCUAUCUCCCUAUCUACUUAUUUUGGUGUCUGAAAGACUCUCCAUUUAAUUUGUCUGAAGCUGGUAGACUUGUCUUAUAGGUUUAGUUACAAUUUGCUGUUGGGUGUUCAAAAGCAUGUAAGUGGCUACAGAUUAACUCCUUGAUUUAGUUUUAAAGUCAACUGGGACUCCUAAUGGGCUGCCCUUCAUGAAUCAAGAAGACCCAUCUGGAUCCUUAGUUUUAUUUUCCAACAGCUCUAUCAUCUCAAUGGUGGGUCAGGUCCUACCUGUUGUUGGUGUAGGUCCCUAAACUUUAAAGUUUCACACCAAGAAUGACAGCUUUAAAAGCAUUGGCUGUAAAUUCUGCUAUAUCUAGAGAAAUAUUGAUGAAAAAAAACACUCAGCCAUUUUUACAUAAAUCUUGUUUUGGGUAAGGUUAUUUAUCCAAAUAGUUAAAACCUAACAAAUUUAUCAAAAUCACAAGUAAUUGUCUCAAUAAGACACUGGUUAUUGAUCUGUGGAUCAUGACCCCUUUGGGGGUCAAAAACUUUGUUCACAGGGGUCGUCCAUACAUCAAAUAUUUUGUAUGCCAUAUAUUUACAUUAUAAUUCAUGAGAAUAGCAAAAUUACAGUUAUGGGUUAGAAACAAAAAUAAUUUUAUAGCUAUGUGUCACACUCAACAUAAGGAAGUAUAUACCUUAAAGCAUCAGGUCAUAGGACUAGGAAGGUUGAGAAUCACUGCAAUAAGAUGUUUGUUUUGUUUUUGUAAGCCCAUUUUUGUAAAUGUUACUAUGAUAGAAUGCAUCCCGGGAUCUGUACUCCAAUGUGCUCUCACCUUAACUAUGAAUCAAAGAGAAAGCACAGGACUAAAGUAUAGUUAUUCACAAGGCAACACUAGAUUAUUUUAAUUUAAAACUUCUUGCUUUAAGAAAAGCAUGCUAGGACAAAAAAUCCACACAGGGUUAGCUAGAACCUUCUUGUUUCCAGCCCUAACUGGCUAGCACUCUGCCUUUACUUAUCUAACGCAUCUAGACCCAUCUCUCUGCUUCUCUUUAGAAGGUAUACCUGCUCCCCUCUCCAUGCUGUCAUAACAGCUCACACCAAAACUCAUGGGAUUGGGUGGGAUUCAGCAUCAGUGAGUGCGGAUGUGCCAGUGGGCUGGAGAUCAAGGCCAGUUGCCUACACGGCCAAUUGCAAGUAGGCAGACAUUGUGACACAGAGCUAUAUAUAGACUUGGGAUUUAAUGCUUGGGUUCUUGUGCAGCUUAGAUAGAUGACAGCAACCCAGUGGCCCCUGAAGACCUGAGUUGUGGAGUUCAUUUGCAAUGUAGGGUGCCAUCUUGUAUCAGCCCCUCAGCCCUACAAGGGCUGUUUAAAUUGACACUGGAGGGGUACCCUGGGCAUGUACCUCAUGUAAUUAGAAGUUCUGGUAUAGAAAACCAGGGAUUAUGGGUAGGGCAUUUCAGAAGGUAACAACACCUCUCAGAGGAUUAGGGUUAUACAGGGUCACUUUAAGUACAAUUCUGGGCCCAGGAACAAAAAGUAAUUGCUGUUUUCUUUCUACACCUACUUCAACACCAACAGGGACAAUCCUUUGUGCACAUAACCACAAGGUCAAUCUUCUGGACUUAUCUGGUCUGGGCAAACUUGGCAAGUGGCAUGCUCCUAGUUAGUAAUUAUCUGGACUGCUUAAUGAAGGUCUUGCAAAAUGUGAGCCUAGAAACUUGGAAGUGGUCUGCUAUUGUGCCUCUCCUGUACUGCUGGCACUGAAGUCUAGUGUCUUGGGUAUAAGAUCCUUUCUUCUUGAGACAAUGAGUUAAUUGUUUAAGUCACAUUCCCAGGUGUAGACAAGAAGACUGGUAGCCAUUGUCCUUUCCAGACUGUCUAGAUGAGUUGUUCCAGAAAGGCUUCUGAAUGAAAGAGUCAGACAUAGCCCAUCUCUAGCUGAUACCGACCAAGGAAAGGAUGUCUCAUGGCCCUUAUACCUAGGGAAAUCUUUGCACUUAGGUUAUAUUCUGCACUAGUGACGUUUUCUUCAUGUACCAAUGAUAUAAAACCUGGGGCAACUUGUCUUAGGUCUUCAGUUUUCACUUUAAAGUUCUUUACCACAAGGCACACCCACUCUGGGAUGAGAUAAGUUCACAAUGUACACAGUCCAGUUCCUGAGGCCUGGCCAGUUGCUUUUCAUUUUAAUGAAUAAAAAAAAAUUCCUCUCUGUGUCUGAUUUAAGCCUUUUCCUUGGCAUUUUCAUAAACACCUAUAAUAAUAGUUAAAAUAAUUUUAUUUAACCAUGAUGCCCUGAUUUCUAGACUAGAAAAAUGGUAUGUUUAUUGAAGCACCAAUGUAAUUAAGUGUCUCAUUUCUUCCCUUCUCUAGUUUUUGAAGCAGGACUCCUAUCUUAUUGCUGGCUACUGUUUGUAUGGGAGUGGCCUCAACUGCUCAUGAACUUGAUCUCAGUUUAGAUUUUGAAUAGCAUGAAUGGAAGACAAAAUACAGUAAGACAUACAGAACGGUUGGUAACAUAAAACUUCUAGAUGAACCCCAGAGAGAAUGGACCUUGCUUUUUGGAGCUCUCUUAGUUAGGCUUCUAUUGCUGUGAUAAAUAUAACUACCAAAAGAAACUUGGGAGGAAAAAAUUUGUUUGAGCUUAUGGUUGUAGUUCAUCUUGAAGAUAAGUCAUGGUGGGAAGCCAUGGCAGGAACUGAAGUAAAGCUGCUUUCUGGCUUGUUCCUUCUGCCUUGUUCAGUUGGUCUUCUUAUAUACCUCAGGACCACUUUGCUCAGAGAACAUACUGCCCACAAUGAGCUAAGCCCUUCCACAACCUAGUCAAUCACUAAUUAAGAAAAUUCCCCAAUGGUUUACCUAUGGAUCAAUCUUAUGUGGGCAUUUUCUCAAAUGAGAUCCCCUCUUCUCAAAUGACUCCAGCUUGUACCAAGUAGACAAAAACAAACAACGUAAACCCAACCAACACAAGAGCAUAUGGUUCGAGUGGAGAUUCUGGAAGCAAGCUCUUCCCAAGGUUUAACCUGGUGACAUUCAUUAUGAGCACUCCGGCAAGCAUCCCUCUUGUUGCUGAGGAUGGAUAGUGGUUUUGGAAGCAUAGUCAUCCUUGGACAAGGUCUCUCUUCACUUGUGGCAGCAGAUCCACUGAGUGAACUUGGGUGGGUCAUACAGUAAAAAGAAAGACCACAGAGAGUAUGUAUCUUAGGAUGAAGAAAAAACGAGGAGAAUGGUGUGGGAAAAAUAUGAAAAUUAUUAGACUGCACAACUGGGAAUACCUUAAGGGGACACACAACUUCACCAUGAGAAUGAAUGCCUUUGGCGACUUUGUGAGUAUGGCAUGUGUGACUUGAAGGUGAUGCUUCGCUUCAGUUCCUUAUAAUUAGUUCUUGCUUCUCAAUGAUUUUUUAAAACUUCUUUCCAGACAAAUUUAGAAUUCAGGGAAGAGAUGACUGGCUUUCAAAUCCAGGGACUCAAGAGGUUGAAAGCAUUCAGUAAGUAUCUUUUGCAUGAUAUCCCUCAGACUGUAGAUUGGAAAGAACAAGGCUAUGUGACUCCUGUAAAGGACCAGGUAUGACAGUGGGGCUUUCCUGAGUUCCACCACCCACAAGGAAUUCAAGAAGGAAAUGUCACACUUGCUCUCACUGUCUAUGCAGCAGGAUGCAGCUCGCUGCUUUCUAAGGAAUUUUAGUCUAUAAAUUCUCAACUCUCUGUGCUAUUAGUUUUGUAGAUAACAGCUUUUUCUUUCUUCUUUAGGGUCACUGUGGCUGUAGUUGGGCUUUUAGUACAACUUGUUCCUUAGGAAGACAAAUGUUCAGGGAAAUAGGUGAGCUGGUCCCUCUGAGUGAGCAAAACCUAGUGGACUGCUCCCUGCAUCGUGACAACCAAGGGUGUAAUGGUGGCUUCAUGCAGUAUGCAUUCCAGUAUGUGAAGAACAAUGAAGGCCUGGCUACUGAGGAGUCCUAUCCAUUUGAAGAACAGGUGUAUGAGACAUGAUUGCUGUUCUCUUCCUAGCGAUUCUCUGCUUGGAAGUUGACUCAACUGCUCCAACACCAGAUCCCAGUUUGGAUGUUGAGUGGAAUGAAUGGAGGACAAAACAUGGGAAAACAUACAACAUGAAUGAAGAAAGACUGAAGAGAGCUGUGUGGGAAAAGAAUUUUAAAAUGAUUGAACUGCAUAAUUGGGAAUACCUUGAGGGGAGGCAUGACUUCACCAUGGCAAUGAAUGCCUUUGGUGACUUGACCAAUAUAGAAUUUGUGAAAAUGAUGACAGGCUUUCAAAGGCAGAAGAUCAAGAAGACGCACAUAUUCCAGGAUCAUCAGUUUCUUUAUGUCCCAAAACGUGUGGAUUGGAGACAACUUGGCUAUGUGACUCCUGUGAAGAAUCAGGGUCAUUGUGCCUCUAGUUGGGCUUUUAGUGCAACUGGGUCCCUAGAAGGACAAAUGUUCAGGAAAACAGAAAGACUGAUCCCUCUGAGUGAGCAGAACCUACUGGACUGCAUGGGAUCUAAUGUUACCCAUGGUUGCAGCGGUGGCUUCAUGCAGUAUGCCUUCCAAUACGUGAAAGACAAUGGCGGCCUUGCAACUGAGGAAUCCUAUCCUUACAGAGGACAAGGUAGAGAGUGCAGGUACCACGCUGAGAAUUCUGCGGCUAAUGUCAGAGAUUUUGUGCAAAUCCCAGGAAGCGAGGAAGCCCUUAUGAAGGCAGUGGCUAAAGUGGGGCCCAUCUCUGUUGCAGUUGAUGCCAGCCAUGGUUCCUUCCAGUUCUACGGUAGUGGCAUCUAUUAUGAGCCACAGUGUAAAAGGGUUCACCUAAAUCAUGCUGUUCUAGUGGUCGGCUAUGGCUUUGAAGGAGAAGAAUCAGAUGGCAACAGUUUUUGGCUCGUCAAGAACAGCUGGGGUGAGGAAUGGGGCAUGAAGGGCUACAUGAAGCUUGCCAAAGACUGGAGCAACCACUGCGGGAUUGCUACAUAUUCCACAUACCCCAUUGUAUGAGCUACUGCACAGUGACAAGGAAGGAGUGGACUGGAAUGUACUGAGCAGUUUUCUCCUUCCACAGACCAGCCUCUGCUGUGGGGCAAAGGGGACAGGGGUAGUGACAGCUGAGUCACUGAGGAUCCACACCUGAUGAGAAUUAAACUCAUAAACAUUAGUGCCAUUAACAGCUUUGUAGGAGAGACUCUCAUAUAAAAAAAAAAUGAAUUUUCAGUUUAAAAUGCUGUACAAAUUUACAUAUUCAAAAUAAAGCUUAAUUUCACAACGGUA